GGAAUCUCGAUGGUGGCAGUGCAGUUCUCUCAGUCACCUUUAGGUUGCGCUGUGUGCUCAUUCACUCAAAAGUGUUCAGCCAAUCAAAUGUGUUAUAACACACGGGAAAGACCCUUCACAUUUUUAGAAGAUGGCGACUGCUGAACCGGAAAAUUCAACAAAUCCAUUAAAUACAGAAGAAGACAAAAACGACGAAAAUAGGCAAGAGAUUGUGAGUCUUGAAGAUUACAUCAAGCAUCCUCUGCAAAAUAGAUGGGCACUUUGGUUCUUUAAAAAUGACAAAAGCAAAACAUGGCAAGCAAAUCUCCGUCUCAUCUCAAAGUUUGACACGGUGGAAGACUUUUGGGCGCUAUACAAUCACAUCCAAUUAUCAAGUAACUUAAUGUCAGGAUGUGACUACUCUCUUUUCAAGGAUGGCAUUGAGCCUAUGUGGGAGGAUGAAAGGAAUAAACGGGGAGGCCGCUGGCUGAUCACCCUUUCCAAACAGCAGCGCAGAGCCGACCUGGACCGCUUCUGGUUGGAGACGCUUCUGUGCCUUGUGGGAGAAGGAUUUGAUGACCACAGUGAUGAUGUCUGCGGUGCCGUCGUCAAUGUGCGAACAAAAGGAGACAAAAUAUCAAUAUGGACGACAGACUAUGAGAACAAAGAUGCUGUUGUACAUAUAGGGCGUGUGUAUAAGGAAAGAUUAGGUGUGCCAGCAAAGGUUAUCAUUGGAUACCAAUCACAUGCAGACACAGCCACGAAAAGUGGUUCAACUACGAAGAAUAAGUUUGUUGUUUAAGGAGCCCUUUUAAAGCACGUUGCUGCAACAAAAGUCUGAAUCUAUAUCAAGUUCAUAUCUUCAUCUGAAGGGACUAAUAAGUGGCUUUUUGACUAGUGAAAAAAAAGAAAAUUGACAAUUGUAAGCCUUUAAAUUUCUGGAUGGGGGUUAUAUUUCGAUCAGAGAAAUAUUGUAUUUGUACAGUGUAAAUACAAAGCCAUGUUUGUUUUUUAAAUGUCAGUGUAUUAAUGGAUCUUUUGCUGGUGAGAUGGGCAUAAAGGUGUGCAUUCAAUUCAAUAUAUGAAUGUUUUUGUUUCAUAGUUUGUUUACCUUUACGUGUUUAGUAAUAGUUACUAAAUCUUACGUUAAAUUAUUUAUUUUUUAUUCAGUCCAUUUGUUCCUGCUUCGGAUUUAGUGUUUGAUUUAUUUGGACAUGGCGGUAAAGUGAAUUUUGUAAUCACACAAAUUUUGUAUUUCUGCUUAAGAAUGUUUCUGUUCAAAUGUUGUAUAUAAGUUUAUUUUUGCAGCCUUGAUCAACAUGCCUAAUGUGUAGUGUUCAAGGCAGAAUUAACAAAUUAUCUCUGGUCUUCACCUUUCCUAAGGGGAUUUGUUGAGUAGUAAAAACACAAAAACUCCUCUCUUGAAAAUGGGUGCUUAUAAAAAUGACUGUAAAUAAAAUGUACAGUGCGUUGUCUAUACCUAGUGAAUAACUGCUAAAAAUACAUUAUUGAUAAAAUAAAUAUCUAAAAUUCUAAAUACAAAGCAAGAA
Molecule: messenger RNA, 1529 nt
Organism: Misgurnus anguillicaudatus (oriental weatherfish)
Lineage: Eukaryota; Metazoa; Chordata; Actinopteri; Cypriniformes; Cobitidae
Gene: eif4ea
Product: eukaryotic translation initiation factor 4ea
Biological process (GO): translational initiation
Cellular component (GO): eukaryotic translation initiation factor 4F complex; cytoplasm
Molecular function (GO): translation initiation factor activity; RNA 7-methylguanosine cap binding
Source: RefSeq, a predicted model, not a curated record